UCUUCCCCCACUCCUCACCCCAAAUCUUUGCUGUUCCAGUAGAACUCUGUCCCCUGGGCAAUCUCCAAACAUGUGUUAGAACAGGGAGAGGAAAGUUAACAAGCCCCAGGAUUCUUUCCACUAGUUUUUCAAGCAAAGCCAGGACAGACCCCUUUGGUGGGAGUGGGGCAAGAGCUGGACCCCAGAGAUGUCUAAGGUCUCUUUCUAGAUCAUCUUACCUAAAGGUUUCUGACCCCUGAUAAAGAGGAGGCAGUUAUCUUGCAUGUACUUUGAGCCACAUGCUAGCUUUUGCUUUGAACAGGCCACUGAUGGGGCAACAAGUGCUGAGGUCACCAAAGCUGACUCCAAGUUCCAUCAUCCUGUCAGGCUCUUCUGGCCUAAAUCCCGCUCCUUCGACUACCUGUACAGUUAUGGGGAGAUUUUACUGCAGAACUUUCCUGUCCAGGCGACUAUCAAUCUGUAUGAAGACUCAGACAGUGAAGAGGAUGAGGAGGACGAUGAAGAAGAGGAGGAGGACUAAGAAGAAAAAGGAGGAAAAGGAGGCAAAUAAAAAGGGGCCAUAAAUGUGUGUGAGGAUACUAGGGACAGCACCACACAGAGUCACAAGUCAUCCUCUUUCCCCAUCCCUUACCUGUUCAAACUGAGCCAGAGUCUGAUUAGGGUUUCAUAUGCCUGGCAAGGCUCCAGGGCAUUGAUUAGCCAGGAAUCUCCAGGCGUAGCUCUCUGGAUUGAAAGUUGGGUCCUCAAGUACCAACUUACCCUGGCUAUAUCCAACUGGAUUGUAAGUACAGGUCUCUGGCAUCUCAUUGUCUGGGUUGCUGUUGUGUUGACAGUGGGAGGGUACAAGUAGCUAUAGGGGAAGGAAGAUCUGCUUUAUGAAGCCCCCAGGAAACAGAACAAAACAAAGAAUGGUCAUGAAGAGGGCAACAGUCUCACUCUUCAGGGCUCUUUGACUCCCCAGCCUUUCAGGUGGCCACGUAGUCCUGUCUCCCUGUGGAAAAAUUGACUUCAGGCUUCACCUCCAGGGAUACCAACACCAUGUUUAAGCAGAGUUGAAAUGCUUUUAUGAUGGGCCUUGCAACAAGAAGGAGGGCAUCUAGAGAAUCAGCUUGCUUUGGGGACCUACCCUCAUUUUGGCUGCUAUCAACUGCAGUCUCUGUUGGCAUGAGAUGAAUCAGGAGAAAAAUAAACUAGAUGAUGUUUGCCUUUU
Messenger RNA from Pipistrellus kuhlii (Kuhl's pipistrelle), 1210 nucleotides. It is a transcript of the gene RIPPLY1, whose product is annotated as ripply transcriptional repressor 1. Gene Ontology annotation, biological process: negative regulation of transcription by RNA polymerase II; embryonic pattern specification. The record is from RefSeq and is a predicted model, not a curated record. The coding region runs from base 263 to 520 and encodes 85 amino acids. NCBI's taxonomy places the organism in Eukaryota, Metazoa, Chordata, Mammalia, Chiroptera, Vespertilionidae. Gene Ontology annotation, cellular component: nucleus. The transcript is spliced from 2 exons.